CGCAUUUGGUCGCAGCAGCCACUGCAACAGCGCUCCAGCGCUCUUCGUGAGCAAAAAAAGAAUCAGCGAAGCGUGCUCCGCUGUUCAUCGUGUGCGCCGCGUAGGAGAAGCUGACGAAGUGCUGGCAGAGCGGGCUACACAGUGCGCUACAAGGGCAGUCAUGUUUUUCAAGCCUGUUUUGUCGGUGGUUCGAUCGAAUAGGGUCCCAUGGCUUCUAGGACGGCGUCUCGCUGCUGCGCCGCUGGCGGGGUUUCAUACGAAACAGAUCGUCGUGCUCGAGGCGUGUGCUACGACUGCAUGCCGCUCCACGCAGCUCGGUCCUUGUAUUGUGGGUUCUCGCCCUGUGUCAACAUCGGGUGUCAACUUCCAGGAUCUGAGCUAUGAAGACCUGGAGGCUCUGCUGCAAGGCGGCGACAUCCAAUUGAUAGACGUGCGCGAGCCUAGCGAGGUGGCUGCCUCCGGCAAAAUUGGCAAUGCCAUCAACAUUCCAUUGGGACAAGUGAAAGACGCCCUCCUGAUGUCCGAAGAGGCCUUCCUGAAAACCUACAAUGCGCAGAAGCCCCAAAGUUACGACCACAACAUUGUGUUCUACGGCCUUGGCCCCAUCAAGAGCCAUGCAGCACUCAAGCUCGCUCACAAGGCUGGCUACGCACAUGCCCGGGAGUACAGCGCUGGUUGGGAGGAUUACAAGGCAAAGAAGGGCACAUGAUCACCACACUCGACCCCUGCACUCUCAUUCCGGAAAAGUCCGCAGAAGUCACCUUAGGCCUUGCAAGGCAGUCUUCCAAUGCCAGUCUUUACUGCAUUAUCGUACAGAUAAUUUUGUAAUUGUCAAUUUUUUACAAUAAA
Molecule: messenger RNA, 849 nt
Organism: Rhipicephalus sanguineus (brown dog tick)
Lineage: Eukaryota; Metazoa; Arthropoda; Arachnida; Ixodida; Ixodidae
Product: thiosulfate sulfurtransferase/rhodanese-like domain-containing protein 3
Exons: 4
Coding region: 161-709 (182 amino acids)
Cellular component (GO): mitochondrion
Molecular function (GO): thiosulfate-cyanide sulfurtransferase activity
Source: RefSeq, a predicted model, not a curated record